Messenger RNA from Monopterus albus (swamp eel), 2722 nucleotides. RefSeq names its product microtubule-associated serine/threonine-protein kinase 1-like. The coding region runs from base 84 to 707 and encodes 207 amino acids. The record is from RefSeq and is a predicted model, not a curated record. The transcript is spliced from 5 exons. Gene Ontology annotation, biological process: cytoskeleton organization; peptidyl-serine phosphorylation; intracellular signal transduction. NCBI's taxonomy places the organism in Eukaryota, Metazoa, Chordata, Actinopteri, Synbranchiformes, Synbranchidae. Gene Ontology annotation, molecular function: protein serine/threonine kinase activity; ATP binding.
GUAAAAGGUGUAUUCUUGAACUUAAUAGCUGUUAAAAGUUAAACCCCUGUUUCCUCACUUCAUAUAGUCUCCUGAUCACCUCCAUGGGCCACAUCAAGCUCACAGAUUUUGGCUUGUCAAAGAUGGGUCUAAUGAGCCUCACCACCAACCUGUAUGAGGGACACAUUGAGAAAGAUGCCAGAGAAUUCCUGGACAAGCAGGUAUGUGGUACUCCAGAGUACAUCGCUCCAGAAGUGAUUCUCCGUCAAGGCUACGGGAAGCCGGUGGAUUGGUGGGCUAUGGGUAUCAUUCUGUAUGAGUUCCUGGUGGGCUGUGUGCCUUUCUUUGGAGACACUCCUGAGGAGCUGUUCGGACAGGUCAUUACAGAUGAUAUAGUUUGGCCAGAUGGUGAUGACGCCUUGCCUGCGGAUGCCCAGGCCCUCAUCUCUGCUCUGCUGCAGACCAACCCUCUUGUGAGGUUGGGUACAGGUGGAGCAUUUGAGGUGAAGCAGCACUCGUUCUUCACUGAGCUGGACUGGAACAGUAUACUGAGACAGAAGGCGGAAUUCAUCCCACACCUGGAGUCAGAGGAGGACACCAGCUACUUUGAUACCCGUUCAGAUCGUUAUCACCACAUCAAUACAUACGACGAGGAUGACACCAAUGACGAUGAGCCGGUGGAGAUCAGACAGUUUUCCUCCUGCUCUCCUCGCUUCAGCAAGGUCUGACUUUGUCUCUCUAGCAUCCUUUCUUCUUUCAUCUGUUUCUCACACUCACUUAUUCUGUUCUCCCUUUUCUCCCCAUUAUGUCAACUUGUUUUAUUUUCUCACACAAACACUCAAUCACUUGGCACUUGAGACUAUUUGAAGGGAGUAGAUGAGGAAGGAGAAAAACUAAAAUGAGGUCAUACUGUUCAGAAAGUGUCACCGGGAGGCUGGGCUCAGGUCUCAAGCCUGGAGUUCAAACACUCUAAUUGGGCUGUUGUAACACUGUCCCCUCGUAGUCUUCUUGCCUUUGGUUUCUAUUUCAAGCCUCUCAAGUCCAUCUACUGUACCUUUAAAACGGAAGCCCCUAUCCAGUCUGCAGAUGUAUGUUUAAUGACCCGGCCUUUCAUUUAGAUUAGGUUCUGAUCUGUGACUCUCUCUCUCUCUCUCUCUCUCUCUCUAUGUGCCAGUGUGUUCUUUCUGUCACGCUUCUCCUCCGAGUGGGAUUUCCCCCCUCUCUCCACUCCCCCACCUUUAUUCUCUCCUUCUCACUUUCACCCUCACUCUGUCUUUCCAUCUGCUUUCCUUCGUGUCUCAUCUGGUCCAUCCUCACAUGUUUGGGUCGUGAGGUUGUGAAGGAGCGCUUCAGUAAAAUGAAAAUGCCUCAGUGCGGAGCCUAUUUCAAUUAAAUGAGAUGUUUUUGAAAAUAGAGUUUAAGGGCUGUUUAGCAGCCUUAGUCAAGCAAAGCAUGUGAACAAAGACCUCUGCUGAAUGCACCCACAUAAUGAGGUCUGUGCUGCAAUGAUUAGUUGAUUUAUUAAUAAAUGCAGCAGCCUAACUGCUUGUGAAGAUUUGUUGUUUUAGUUGUGGAAUUAAUAUCUUUGGGUUUUGGACUGCUGGUUAAGGAAAAACAAGAUGUUUAAUAAUGUCACAUUGGAACGUUGUGACAGUGACUUUUCAGUAAAGUGAAUAAAGCGGGCCUGCUGAAUCCUGUGGCGAAUUGCAUUAUUUGCACAGCUGCACCUGAAUAAGUGAUUAUUCAAGAAAAUAAUCAGCAGGUUAACUGAUAAUGAAGUUACAGUAAUUGUUAGAGAUGGGCCUGUAUCGAUGUAUCUGAAAAGCACAGAAUGAAAGGGAUAACUUGGCAAAUGUGUUACUUUUUUCAGUAUCUCAAGAUGUUAAAAGACACAAUGUUUAACAAGAAAUUAAACAAUAAGGUCUCAAAGACAAACUUUUGUCGUCAAACCAGUAAAUUUAUUCAGCAAAGUUCACUGAUAAACCUAGAAGGUGUUAUAUACUACAGGUACAGCAUGUUUACUUGUAAUGUGAAUGUCCCCACAUGCUUUUUUGAGACACUUCAUGAACAUUUGUCUCAUUAUUCCUUCUCCUGGCUAUUACUACAGCAGGGCCAUAAUGUUUUAAGGUAUUAGCUCAUUUAAUAUCAACUCACCUAUUACUUCUGCCAUAUCUUUUUUAGUAUUUGAUUGUGGCUUAUGUUUAGGACGUACUACAUAGAAGCAAUGGUUUUCAUUCAUAUAGAAUCAAACUACUUAACAAACAAGGAUGUAAUUGGGUGGUAAAAGGAAUGAAAGAGGAAGUGCACGUCUCCUUUGUGCAUGUGAGAUUCUAAAAUCCCAAAGGGUUUACAACAAAUAAUCUCACUUCAAAACAAAAAUUUGAAGCAAACUAACACUGUAUAAGUAAUUGGCCAGCGCUUACAGCGGCUUUAUUUUUUUAUCAAAUUAAUUUACAGCGUUGUGAUGUUUCUUAAAUGAAAUAAAGUAAGAAGCUGGCUCUGGCUGUUGUUAUUGUUUUGGUUUUCCUCCUCCGGAGGAGACAGCUGUGUCUUCAGCUGAUACUUGUUUCCAUGGUGCGCUGCUUCCUUUAAUCUAGCUCAUCUUGUUGUCCUCCUCCACACAGCUUAGUUUUUCUGUGCCUUACUCUGCACACAAUGGGAGCCUUACAGUGCAACUGUGUGCAUGUCUUUGUGGACAGUGCUCACACAUGGUGAACACAUACAAGCUAUGGUGAUUUUCAGU